Molecule: messenger RNA, 1993 nt
Organism: Danio aesculapii
Lineage: Eukaryota; Metazoa; Chordata; Actinopteri; Cypriniformes; Danionidae
Product: suppressor of cytokine signaling 7-like
Exons: 10
Biological process (GO): intracellular signal transduction; phosphatidylinositol phosphate biosynthetic process
Cellular component (GO): phosphatidylinositol 3-kinase complex
Molecular function (GO): 1-phosphatidylinositol-3-kinase regulator activity
Source: RefSeq, a predicted model, not a curated record
CUCAAGUGUUUCCCUUCGGUUCUGUCCGGACAAGCUAUGGGGGUGUCCGGGGGACUUUGUUCGCCGGCGUGUUGCUUGUUGCGAGACUCUGUAAACAACAGGCCCCAGGCUCCCACCGCUGACAAACUGACUCCCGAUGUGAUUUCCCAAGCCGAACCCAGCCAGGACACGCCGUGCUCCAGCCAGGCGUCCACGCCGAAGGCCCGGAGUUUGAGCCGGGCGCAUCUUUCCGCAGCGAGCGGGGGAGAGAAAACUCUGAAAGUACCAGGGAAAUCCAGGAAGGGCUCGCUUAAAAUCCGCCUCAGUAAACUUUUCAGAACUAAAAGCUGUAGUGGCUCUAACAAUCUUUUGGACAAGAGACCUUCAGUCACGUUCUCCAUAUCCUCUGCGGGAAGUUUAGUUGACAUGUCUGGAGCGAUCGGCGGAGAACAAGACACGAGCAGCCAACCUGGACUAACAAGGGCACAAAGUGCUUUCUCUGCAGCCUCUUUUACUCCCGUUUUCACAGGAGAGACUGUGUCGUUGGUUGAUGUGGACAUCUCACAGCGAGGAAGAAACUCUCCUCAUCCUCCCACUCCUCCACCUCCCCCUCGACGGAGUCUCAGUCUGCUGGACGAUAUAGGUGGGCCGCAGCCUGGGCCUUUCCUAGUGAGUGUAAUGGGGGCAUCCCUGCAGUCUCUCCCUCUGCCUCUUCCUCCUCCUCCCCCUCUCCACGCCACCAUCCAGCAUAGUCUCAGCCUCAAUGAUGCUUUCUUCCGGGCACUUCCUCAUUCGGCCGCAUCACCAAUGGAGAAUCCAGCCCCUGCCAGACUAGCUCCACCCCCAGUCAUGUGCCCGCUGAGAGGGGCCGAUUCCAGUAGCUUCACUGCCAGCCUGAGAGAGCUGGAGCGGUGUGGCUGGUAUUGGGGGCCGAUGAACUGGGAGGAUGCUGAAAUGAAGUUGAGGGGGAAGCCAGAUGGCUCGUUUUUGGUGCGGGACAGUUCAGACCCACGAUACAUCCUCAGCCUCAGCUUUCGGUCACAGGGAGUCACACACCACACGCGUAUGGAGCACUACAGAGGAACUUUCAGUUUAUGGUGCCAUCCUAAAUUUGAGGAUCGCUGUCAUUCUGUGGUGGAGUUCAUCGAGCGAGCCAUCAUGCACUCGAAAAAUGGGAAAUUCCUUUACUUCCUACGUUCACGUGUACCUGGGUUGCCCCCCACCCCUGUACAGCUGCUUUAUCCAGUCUCACGCUUCAGCAAUGUAAAAUCCCUCCAGCAUCUGUGCCGUUUCUGCAUCCGACAGCUCGUCCGCAUAGACCACAUCCAGGAGCUGCCUUUACCCAAACCGCUCAUUGUCUACUUGAGGAAGUUCUAUUACUAUGAUCCAGAGGAAGAGAUGUACCUGUCAAUCAAAGGCAUGCGCCAGGCAGCAGGAGUGGAACAGGAAGCAGAGUCUGAAACAUAGCCAGCCGGAUCGCUCCGUUUCACUGAUUUCUAUGUGUGGAUAUUGGAUGGAACAGCGCAUGGACACUUCCUGGUGCACAGCUCUGCUCCAACUCCCUGUCAGUCUUCCAGCAGACGCCAAUGAACAUCAGCCGACUGGCAUCUCCUCUUUGACCAAUAGCGGACAGAGGGAGAACAGAGGAGUGCUGGAAUACUGUCUAUGUUGAGCAGGAAAAUCUAAUUCAGAGACUUUGACUUGAUCGACAAAGGACUCGAAAGACUUCAAAUAUUAAAUUAAAUAAGAUACGGACUGAGGACAUUUGACUUGGGGUACUAGCAAACGCCUUCAUCUGUAGGUUAUAUUACACUGGAGUUUUUAAAAACUGGCCAGUUUGUGAAUCCGUCUCUAUUUGGUUCUUCUUUCUUUCCUCAUCAGGCCCCCUUGCCCUGGGUGGAGUGUGUGACCCCUUUAUUUGUCCUUUCCCUGAUUGUAACUCCUUCAGUCUGAUCAGGCCACAUGAACUGUAUUUUGAGUAAAAGACAAAGUAAACUUGAUAAAAGUGCUGGUA